This is a messenger RNA of Eubalaena glacialis (North Atlantic right whale), 2656 nucleotides long. RefSeq names its product zinc finger protein 2 (gene ZNF2). NCBI's taxonomy places the organism in Eukaryota, Metazoa, Chordata, Mammalia, Artiodactyla, Balaenidae. Gene Ontology annotation, biological process: negative regulation of transcription by RNA polymerase II. The coding region runs from base 509 to 1789 and encodes 426 amino acids. Gene Ontology annotation, molecular function: DNA-binding transcription repressor activity, RNA polymerase II-specific. The record is from RefSeq and is a predicted model, not a curated record. The transcript has 7 exons.
GAAAAGGCGCCGUCUUCCUGGGUCGCGAGCAGUCUGUGCCGGAGAGGGAGGCCGUGGGAUUCAGUGAAGAUAAUUUCACAUCGAGGAGGAUUUUAUCUGUUUGAAGAUAUGUGAAGAAGCUACUGAAGCGAUGGGAGAUGCUGGAGAAAGGAAGAGUGGGUCAUGCAGGAAGCAGAUUCUGAGAGGAAACAAUGGUGGAAAAGAAAGUAGGACACAGAUGUAGGACACUAAGGUAAAGUCCUGGAGAAGAGACAUUUCCAUUUUGCUGGCCUCACACCCAGGCUGCCUAGCACAUAACAGUUCACGAUCCUGAGGAUGGAUGUCAUCUUUUCAAGCCAGACCAUACGUCAGUCCACUGGUCAGCCUGUGCAUUGCCCACCUGUGGCCUAAUCAGUGUGGCUCCAGGAGUGAGACACAGGGUCACGUGGAACAAACUGUGGCUGCCCAAGGGCUGCUCCUUUAGCAUCAGGACUCGGCACUUCUCUGCAAGGAGAGCACUCGGGAAGGAAUGGCUGCUGUGUCUCCAACUGCCAGAUUCCAGGACCCAGUGACAUUCGAGGACGUGGCGGUGGUUUUCACAGAUGAAGAGUGGAAGCGUCUGGUCCCUACUCAGAGGGACCUCUACAAGGAGGUGAUGCUGGAGAACUAUAAGAGCAUUGUCUCGUUGGGACUUCCAGUUCCUGGACCUGAUGUGAUUUUUCAGUUGAAGAGAGGGGAUGAGCCUUGGAUAGUGGAGCUUCAUGGAUCUGAGGGGAAAGAAUGUGCAGAGAAUGUCUCUCAAGACUGGGAGACUAAGCCUGAGAUUCAAGGUGCUUCAGAAGAAGAAAAAUCAGAAAGAACAUUGAGGGAAAAGCUUGGAAUGAAAGGUCCUCCAUCUCCUAAAUUUGAAGUUCAUGCAGUGGAUGGUGGGUUGGGAACAGAGAAGGAAAGCCCUGCAGUGGACGCCUGCAAGAAAUUCCUUUCUCAGGAGGAAAGGUUGCAGCAUGGGGCAACCCCUCCCAAGAAAAUUCUCACUAAAGAGAGAGACCAGGAAUGCAGUGACUGUGGGAAGACCUUUUUUGACCACUCCUCCCUUAUCCGCCAUCAGAGGACACACACUGGAGAGAAGCCCUAUGACUGUCCUGAGUGCGGGAAAGCCUUCAGUCACAGGAGCAGUCUCAGUAGACAUCUGAUGUCGCACACUGGGGAGAGCCCCUACGAGUGCAAUGCCUGUGGGAAAGCCUUUUUCGACCGUUCAUCCCUAACUGUACAUCAGCGAAUUCAUACUGGAGAGAAGCCCUUUAAAUGCAACGAGUGUGGAAAAGCCUUCUUUGACCGUUCGUCCCUUACUCGACACCAGAGAAUUCAUACUGGAGAAAGUCCUUAUGAAUGUAAUCAAUGUGGGAAAGCCUUUAGCCAGAAAAGUAUUCUUACUCGACAUCAGCUAAUCCAUACGGGCAGGAAGCCGUAUGAAUGUAACGAGUGUGGGAAAGCCUUCUAUGGUGUCUCAUCACUGAAUAGACAUCAGAAAGCCCACGCUGGAGAGCCUCGCUAUCAGUGCAGUGAGUGCGGGAAAGCUUUCUUUGACCGCUCCUCCCUUACUCAACAUCAGAAGAUUCACACUGGAGACAAGCCAUAUGAAUGCAGCGAAUGUGGGAAAGCCUUUAGCCAGAGGUGCCGGCUUACGCGACACCAGAGGGUUCAUACAGGAGAGAAGCCCUUUGAAUGCAGCGUGUGUGGGAAGGUUUUCAGUUCCAAAUCAUCAGUUAUUCAACAUCAAAGGCGUUAUGCCAAACAGGGAAUAGACUGAGUUGAGCAAAAGCUUUAGUUAAAGGACCUCCAUGCAAACUCAAGAUAGGUCUUCCCCAUCUUAAACCCAUCUCCCGGUCAUUGCACCUAUUCUGGCUACUACUGUCCUUACCUGCCUCUGUUACCACAGUGUUUGAAGGAACACUCUCUACCCACUGUGUUAUAGAGCUGAUGUGGGAUGCCAGAAAUUAGGAUGUGACUCUUUAGAGUCAACAUUUUGCAGAGGUUUGUCAGACGAUAGGGACAAACGUUAGGAGGCGAUCCUCAGACACACCUCUCGUCCUGGGCCCCAGGUAUCACUACACUUUAAAUAACUGGAGGCCACAGCAGGAGGGGAAGGCACACUAAUGUCAGAGCAAUACUGUUGUUUCCAGAACAGUUCUUUCUUUAUAGCCGUUAGUCCCUCUCUCUUGGAGAUUUUUUGGGCACUGACCUUGUUCUGUUGUGUCCCAGCUUCUAGAUCUCUUAAUACUACUACUAGUAGCUAGCACUUAUUGAGCGCUUAUUAUGGGGCAAGCACUCAGCUGAGAGUUUUGCAAGGAGUAGAUUAUUUGCUCCUCUCACUAACCCUCUGAAGUAGGUACUGUUACUACCCACAUAUUACAGAUGAGCAAACUGAAGUUUAGAGGGAUUAAAUAACUUGCCCAAUGUGACAGCUAGUAAAAGGUGAAGCCAGGUCUUGAAUACAGGUCUCCCUUCGAAGUCUGUUCUCUUUACCAUAAUGCUAUAAGGUUUGUUUUAUAAUUUAUGUAUAUGUAUUAUCUCCUCAACCAGAUUGUAAGCACUCCGAGUUGUGACUUACAUGUCUUUGUAUCUCACACAGUGCCUUGCAAAUAAUAGGUGCUCAAUAAAUAUUUAUCUGAAUUAA